Molecule: messenger RNA, 1416 nt
Organism: Emericellopsis atlantica
Lineage: Eukaryota; Fungi; Ascomycota; Sordariomycetes; Hypocreales; Bionectriaceae
Product: putative MFS transporter
Exons: 2
Coding region: 1-1416 (471 amino acids)
Biological process (GO): transmembrane transport
Molecular function (GO): transmembrane transporter activity
Source: RefSeq, a predicted model, not a curated record
AUGGAAGUGCUCCAGUGGCCAGAGCCUGUCUCGCGCCCAACAACCUCACGACGCUCGUCAUGGUAUGAUGACCCGUCAGGCGAGGAGAACCUGACAAACGUCGCGAGCAUCGAGCCGACUCCUCCGGACGGUGGCUAUGGCUGGGUUGUCGCUGUCGGCUUGUUCCUGGUAAACACGCACACAUGGGGCAUCGCAUCUGCCUGGGCCGUCAUCAUGGCAUAUUAUCUCCGCAGCCACGACAUUGAGGGCUCCCAUCUUGAGUUUGGCAUCAUAGGGGGCCUUGCCAUCUCGCAGGCCCUCAUGAUCUCCCCGCUCGUGGGCACGGUGCGCAAGUAUCUCGGUUCACGGGCGACGUCACUUCUGGGAUCUGUUUUGAUCUUUGUGGCGUUGCUCACAUCGUCCUUUGCGACCCAGGUGUGGCACCUGUUCCUCAGCCAAGGGUUCUGCUUCGGCUGGGGCAUGGGUCUUUGCUAUGUCACCGCCUCACAGCUCCUGCCACCGUGGUUCACCAGGAAGAGGAGUCUUGCCGUUGGCCUGGCUACCUCGGGAACGGGCAUUGGCGGUCUCAUCUACAGUCUGGCUGCGCACGGCAUCCUGGAACAGUUGGGCAUAGAGUGGACGUGGCGUAUCCUCGCCUUUUGCUCCCUUGCCGGCAACGGCGUUGCUGCCAUGCUCAUGAGGGAAUGGGGAGGACGGUCGCACACCUUCCCGGAGGAAUUCAAGUUCAACCCAAGGGAUUUUGGACGCGUCGAGCUCCUCCUCAUCAUCGUCUGGGGCAUCUCGACCGAGCUGGGGUUUAUCAUCCUGCUGUACUCGCUGCCAGUCUACGCCAACUCCAUUGGUCUCAGCGCCCAGCAGGGCACUGUCGCCAACGCCCUCUUCAACGUCGGCUUGGCCGUCGGCCGACCUGUCCUGGGAUGGUUCAGCGAUGUCUUUGGCCGCAUCAACAUGGCGGGAUUGACGGCGUUGCUGACCUCCGUCUUUUGCUUCGCGCUGUGGAUGCCCUCUGCAUCCUACGCCCCGCUGCUUGUCUUCUCCCUCCUUGCAGGCUCGCUCUGCGGUACUUUCUGGGCGGCGGUCACACCGGUGCUUGCCGAGGUGGUUGGCAUCCGUAAGCUCACCAGCACAAUCGGCGUUGUCAUGAUCGCCAUGGUAGCACCAGCGACAUUUGCUGAGCCUAUUGCGUUCGCCAUGGCCGGGGAGACCACCUCUUUCACAUCGGCGCAGCUUUUCGUGAGCUUCAUGUUCUUGCUCGGCUCCCUGAGCGUGUGGUGCCUUCGAAGCUGGAAGAUCUUCUUUGACGCGGAGGCUGAGGCAUCAAGCGCCAGCGGCGUGCAGAGGACAUGCGGAAGCAGGCACAACUGCUGGUUCAGGUGGUUGACGCCACGGCUUUUGUUCAGCUUUGGAAGGGUCUGA